Molecule: messenger RNA, 2181 nt
Organism: Nyctereutes procyonoides (raccoon dog)
Lineage: Eukaryota; Metazoa; Chordata; Mammalia; Carnivora; Canidae
Product: neuroblastoma breakpoint family member 6-like
Exons: 15
Coding region: 1-2181 (726 amino acids)
Source: RefSeq, a predicted model, not a curated record
AUGGAGGAACAGGAUUUCCAGAGGAACAAGCAAUGUUAUCUCUCAGCUCUGGCAUCAGAGCUUGUUGUUGUGGUUACCGACUCUCGAGUGCUGUGGGGUGUUGCACAAAUUGUUGCCAAUAUCCCCAGCUCUACCUCGUCUGCCACUGGUCGCCAAGGCAGUGCCUCUUGGCCCUCAUCUGAUCCGAGGGCAGAAAUCAGCCUCCUGGAAAUCAACCAGGAGCUUCAAUCCAAGCUGGAAAAAAGCCAGCAGGACUUCCGAGACCUCAAGGAGAAAUUCCUUAUGUCCGAAGCUACUGCCUACUCCCAGGCCAACCAGCUGCAGAAAUACAGUAAGUCCUACAAGGUUAUGGUCUCCAACGUGAUGACUGUGUGUAUUCCUUCUGAGACAGUAAAACUCUCCAAACGUAAUCUUCUCUAUUUCCGUUGUCACGAUAAAUUUCAUUCUGGCCACAAUCCAGGAGAGGUAGCAGUGGGGUGUAAAGAGCUCACCGACAUCAUCGAAUCCGUGCUGGGGGAGAAGCUGCAGUUGGAGGAGGGGAAGCGGACAGAGGUGUUAGCUGAGAAGCUCAGGCAAUGUCAUAUCCUAAUUAAAGAUCAUGCUAAAGAGCUGACCCGGUUGUAUCAAAAGUUACGGGAAGGGACAGAUAUUUCUGAACGCCUCAAUGAGCACCUCGAGGACCUCCUCACCCACGAUGACCCUGAGCAUUCUCGAGGGCAGGGUUUCCAAGAGCAGCUGACUGAGGGAGGCAGGCUGGCCAAGCGCCUUGCCCGAAAGCCCAGUGCAGAAAAUUAUGACGAUGAGGAGGAUGAAGAAAAACAAGAAACACUCACCCCCAGCCUGGAGCAGCAGGAAGUUGAAAAGAAGGGGAUCCUCCAGGACCCACCGGAUGAAUGUGUUUUGACUCCUUCAAUUCUUCAAGACAGGAGUGAGAGCCACCAGGCUUCCGGUGAUGGUGAAUUUUCAUCUGAUGAACAAGAAUUCGACUCUGCUGUGGAUCUACCCUGUGAAUGUUCCCAGUCCAAAGGGGCUGAAACUCCACGUGGUCCCCCAGAAAAUCAAAAAGAUCUUGGGAAAGGAAAUGGACACCACCCAAUGUCCCCCAGCCUAGAGCAGCAGGAAGUUGAAAAGAAGGAGGUCCUCCAGGACCCACCGGAUGAAUGUGUUUUGACUCCUUCAAUUCUCCAAGACGGGAGUGAGAGCCACCAGGCUUCCGGUGAUGAAAAUCCAAUCCAUCAUGAGGAGGAAGGAGACCAAGACCUGAUAUGCCCCAGAUCUCCCCACCCUACCAGGCUCAGCAGGGAGCUGCCAGAGGUGAAAGAGCAGGAUGUCCCACGGGACCCCCUGGAUGAAUGCUAUCUGACUUAUUCAGCCCUUCCUGACCUGUCUGACUCCCACAAGACUUCCUUGAGGGCCAACAUGAACUCAUUUGAAGAUGUGGACAUCUGUUCUGCUCUGGAAGUAGCUAGUGAGUCCUCCAUCAUCAAGGAAAUCAUAAUGAUUGUUGGGAGGAAGAAGACCAAGGCCAGAUAUGCCCCCAGUACUCCCUGGAACACGAGGCUCCACAGGGAGCUGCCAGUGGCAGAAGAGAAUGAAGUCCCACGGGACUCACUGGAUGAAUCUUAUUGGACUCCUUCAGUUGGCCAUGACCUGCCAGACGCCUGCAGGCCUUAUACAAGUGCCUCAUUCACAUCUGAUAAGCAGGAACUCUUCUUGGGUCUGGAUGUGGACGCUCCCAUGCAGGUGCCCUGUCACCGGGGGCUAUUGAGUGGAAACUUGACUUUCCUAAGGGCAGAGGUGCAAACUUCAAGAGCACAGCCACAGCCCAGCACCAAGGAGGCCAAUUCUCUGCAGUUGCAGCUGGGCCAGCAGUUGGAUCGUGGUGACAACAGAGCCAGGCUCGACCUCUCCCCCACCAUCUGGAGCCUGGCAGCCAAGAUGGGUUCUGGGGACCAAAGGCCACUCUCCCAAGAGCUGGGUUUGGAUGCAUCCGUGGGCAUGACAAACCACACUCUCAAGCUGGAAGGUGAAACUGCUGAGGGCUCGGUGGCCAGUCAGUGUGAGUGUCAAGUCUUUGACCCCGUGAAGGCCCUAGGUGUCACGAAACACAGGAUUAUCAAGAGGAAACUGCAGUUCAUCCAGGGGCAACUUGCAUGCAGAUUUCCCCGCCUUCAAGCUUAG